CAUCCGUUUAAACCAUUACAUUACUACCUACUCUCCACGUGCUAUGAUGUAAAAGUGGCUAAAAGGGAACUUUUACACGCAGGUAGAAAGUAUUGGGCAUCUGUUUGGGAGAUAUGAAGAAGGAAAGGGUGUCAAAGAGCAAAGGCAAGAAAAUGCAGGAAAAAUCUUUGAAAUACACAAAGAAAUCAGAGGAUGCAGGGACAGACAAGAGAGAGCAGGAAGCACAUUUGGAAGCAGUCGAGAAAGAAAAGAAGUUGCAGAAAUCUUGUUUGGAUGUGAUGAAGAAGGAAGAGGUGCUGAAAACUCUACAAUUAUUAUUAAUGUCGGUGAAAAAAGACAAAAAGAAAUCUCUCCUUUCUGAUGACAAAGAGGAAAUAUGCUUACAGUUUGCUGUGAAGAAGAUUCCCAGUGUCAAAAACAAAAUUGUCAAACUGAGGUUACCACAUUCAGUGUGGACACCAGAACAGGAGGUUUGCCUCUUUGUAAAGGACCUUGACAAAUCUUCCAGGGAACACGAGGUGACAGAACAGCACUAUAAAGAUCUGUUGGCAUCCAUAGGAAUCAGUUGUAUAACUCAGGUCAUACCCUUGAAGUGUCUGAAGCUGGAGUAUAAGCCAUUUGAGGCAAAGCGAAAUCUGUCCAAUAUGUUUGAUCUGUUUGUGGCAGAUGAGAGGGUCAUACGCCUUUUACCUUCUUUGCUUGGGAAAAACUUCUAUGGAAAGAAAAAGCAUCCAAUUCAAGUCAACAUGAAAGCAACAAACUUAAAAAGUGAAAUUGAAAAGGUGGUGUAUGACAGCAGAUGUAUAAUUACUGGUCAUGGAGCAUCGAGUUCAGCAACUAUAGGGCACUCGGAUAUGUCGGCGGAGCAGCUGGCUGAAAAUGUCAUGAAAGCAUUGGAGUCUAUAUCUGUGGCACUUCCUGGAGGGCCAGCCAACAUACAGAGUGUUUAUGUGCGCACAGAAAAGUCCCUUGCUCUUCCUCUUUAUGCAACAUUCAGUUCUAAAAAGGAAGUGAAAUUUCCCAAAAAGCCAGAAAAACCAAGUCCUGUGGUUGGAGAGAUCAGCACCCUUAUGAAUGGACAUGUGCUUGUUACAAAUAUGGGUCAAGUCAAAGUGGGAACGCUGGAUGAUGACGGACAAUUCACUGGCAUGAGAAGGAAGAAAAUACCAAAGAGAACGACCAAACGAAAGAUGGAUGAGGAGUCUGAUGAUGAAAUGCAGUUUGAACAGGUUGAGAAAAAAAAGAGGAAAACAAGUUUCAAAAAAGGCAAAGAUUCCAACAAGAAAAGCAAAACAUUAGAUACUAAAAAAACAAAGGACAGUGUUUCUUCUGAAGUUACAUCAGAAGUUGUUACAAAUGUGACAUCUGAAGUCACACCAGAAAUGGAAAAAGUUAAAUCUUCUAAAGCUGCAUCUAAAAAGGGAAAGAAAGUGUUGUCUAAAGCCACACCAGAGAAGAGCAAAAAUUUGUCUUCAGUAACUGCAACAAAUGAUAGUGGGAAAAGUUUGAUGAAAAAAUCCAAAAUUAAGAAGAGGAAAAGUUAAGCAGUACCAACAUAAGUACAUCAAGUACAAUUCACUUAGCUGUCUACACUAACAAUGUUCAGUGAACAGGUGAAUUGGAAAAGAAUAACUUAUUGCAAUAUAGUGAAUAAUAAAAGCAGUCAUUGCCAGUUACUUCCCAACUGUACUGGAUGAAGAGAAAUGUUAACAAUGCCAUGGACCGAUCAUUUUGUUCUUUUUAGCAUUAGCGUUUCAAACGAGCUGAAAUGCUAUUGCAUCCUGUUUUUAAUUUGUCAUACAUUGUUUAUUUACAUGUUACAAAAUGAAUUUCAAAAUCAAAUACUGUUCAAGGAUUUCCAAUAAAAGUUUGUGGCUGCUA
Pecten maximus is the source of this 1881-nucleotide messenger RNA. Its product is annotated as ribosomal L1 domain-containing protein 1-like. The transcript is spliced from 10 exons. The coding region runs from base 114 to 1544 and encodes 476 amino acids. The record is from RefSeq and is a predicted model, not a curated record. NCBI's taxonomy places the organism in Eukaryota, Metazoa, Mollusca, Bivalvia, Pectinida, Pectinidae.